Molecule: messenger RNA, 1185 nt
Organism: Aspergillus steynii IBT 23096
Lineage: Eukaryota; Fungi; Ascomycota; Eurotiomycetes; Eurotiales; Aspergillaceae
Product: serine/threonine protein kinase
Exons: 3
Coding region: 1-1185 (394 amino acids)
Biological process (GO): protein phosphorylation; regulation of mRNA processing; spliceosomal complex assembly
Molecular function (GO): protein kinase activity; ATP binding
Source: RefSeq, a predicted model, not a curated record
AUGUCCAGCGACACGAAGAGAGACAUUGAAGAAGGCACGCAGGUGUACGCCCCAAGAGGCUUCCAUCCAGUGUACAUCGGCGAUGUGUUCAACGACCGCUACCAAGUCCUCAACAAGAUCGGAUACGGCGUCUAUUCGACCGUCUGGCUGGUGCGAGACCUUAAACCCGAGCAACCAGGCCCUGAGCAUGAAUUCCGAGCCCUCAAAGUGCUCAGCGCCGAAUGCUACGACAGCGAACGUCGCUUCUUUGAGCGAGAGAUCUUGACGCAUUUCCGAACCGCAGGCGGCGCUCUGCUCGGGUCCAGGCACGUCUGUCAGCUGCUGGAUGACUUCGAGCACCACGGACCAAAUGGAAUGCACGUCUGCCUGGUUUUCGAGCUGAUGGGUGAGACGCUGCGCACUUUCGGCGCGUGGUUCCCGGAAUGCGAGAUUCCGAACUACUUGAUGCGCCGCUUCACCAUCCAGCUCCUGCUGGCUCUUGACUGUUCUCACACUCUCAAUAUCGUCCAUACCGAUAUCAAACCCGACAACAUCUUCGUCAAAUUCAAAGACCACUCCCGGAUCGAAUCCUACCUGAAGGAAGUCCCAAUUCCCCAGCAAGACCGAUCAGAAACCCAGUACACCGUCGUGCCCUCCACACCCCUCCGCUAUUACUACUUCACCGAAGCCUCCGAAUUCGACAUCGCGCUCGGAGACUGGGGCGUCGCCAGCUGGACAGACCGACACCUCUCCAGCCUCAUCCAACCCGUUGUUCUCCGAUCCCCCGAAGUCCUAAUCGAAGCGCCGUGGGACACACGCACCGACUUCUGGAACCUAGGCGCCGUCGUGCUCGAGUUGUUUCGCGCGGUUCGCAUGUUCAGCGGAUCGGCGGGGCGGGGCGGCCCCUACGAGCUGAAGGAGCAUCUGAGGGAGAUUGUGGAUUUGUUUGGGCCGUUCCCGAGGGCACUUCUGGAGAGAGGGAAUCAGGACCUGGUGCGGGAGUUGUUCGAUGAUGAUGGCACGAUCAAGGAUGCGCCGCCGAUGGUUCGCCCGGCGCUGGCGUCGAAUGCGUUCAUGCCGAAUCUCCAUCCGGAGGUGAGGGAGGAGUUUGCAUCGUUCCUGCGCACGGCGAUGAUGAUUGAUCCUGAGGAGAGGGUUUCGGCGGAAGAUCUCUUGCGUCAUCCUUGGUUGAACGCGCUCCAAUAG